ACAUCAGUUCGUACUAUAACCGCGCGUAAAAUAUACUUCGUUUGAGCUUGUCAACAAGAUGUCGUUGUUUUCUACUCCUGCUUUAAACAACUAUGUAUCUAGCGCUACAACCUUUAUUAAGAAAUCUAUAGAGACGAAAGUGUUCGAUGAUGGUGGGUCAAAGGGUGCCUUUAUCGGUAUGAAUGCACCAUUGAUUGGACGUUAUGGCAUAACGAUCAGUUCAGGUGGUACAAUCAAUCUUGGCCGUUUCAAAGAUCCACGUGCAACACUUCGUGAUGCACGUGAUAACAAAGUGGUUGUACCACCGGAUUAUGGUAAUACGGCAAACAAGCCUAUACCAGCCACAAGAGGUGGUGAUGUAUCCUCCGCAUCAUUAUCGUAUGACCAAUUAAAAAAACAACUGCUUCAAAGUGGUAAAUUAUUCGAAGAUCCGGAGUUCCCACCUAAUGAUAAAAGUUUAUACUUCAGUCAAAGUCCGCCAAAACAAAUUGAAUGGUUACGUCCGCAUGAAAUAUGUCCAAAUCCUGAAUUUAUUACUGGCGGUGCAUCACGAUUUGAUGUACGUCAAGGUGAAUUAGGUGAUUGUUGGCUAUUAGCUGCUAUUGCUUGUUUAUCAAUGAAUCAAAAAUUAUUUGAACAAGUUGUAGCAAUUGAUCAAAGUUUUACUAAAGAAUAUUGUGGUUUAUUUCGUUUUCAUUUUUGGAAUUAUGGUGAAUGGAAAGAAGUUGUUGUAGAUGAUCGUUUACCAACUUAUCAUAAAUCAUUAGUUUAUAUACAUUCAACUGAUACAAAUGAAUUUUGGUCUGCAUUAUUAGAAAAAGCUUAUGCAAAAUUAUGCGGUUCAUAUGAAGCACUUAAAGGUGGUACAACUAGUGAAGCAUUAGAAGAUUUUACUGGUGGAAUUGCUGAAAUGUUUGAUUUGAAAAAAGAUACACCACCAAAUUUAUUACAAGUUAUGCUAAAAAGUCAAGAGUUAGGUUCAUUAAUGGCAUGUUCCAUUCAAGCUGAUCCAAAUAAAUAUGAAGCUCGAUUACCAAAUGGAUUGAUUAUGGGACAUGCUUAUUCAAUUACAUCUGUUAAAAUGUUAGAUAUAUCGAUUCCAAACAAAACUGGUAAGAUACCACUAGUUCGUGUACGUAAUCCAUGGGGUGAUGAAUCUGAAUGGAAAGGUGCAUGGAGUGAUAAAUCAAAAGAAUGGUCACUUAUCUCACCAGAACAACGACAACAACUUGGUUUAACAUUCGAUGAUGAUGGUGAAUUUUGGAUGUCUUAUCAAGAUUUUGUAUCGAAUUUUGAAAAACUUGAGAUCUGUCAUCUUGGACCACAAUCUAUGGGAGAAAUGGAAGGAAAUCGUGUUUGGGAAAUGUGUAUUGAAGAAGGUUGUUGGCAGCGACGUGUAUCUGCCGGUGGAUGUCGUAAUUUUCUUGAAACAUUUUGGAUCAAUCCACAAUAUGUAGUAACUGUUGAAGAUCCAGAUGAUGAUGAUGAUGAAAAUAAAGGUACAUUAAUUGUUGGUUUAAUGCAAAAGAAUAGACGAAAAAUGAGACGUGAAGGUGCUGAUCUAUUAACGAUUGGUUAUUCUGUUUACAAAUUACCUGAACAGCAUCAAGGUACAUUGGAUAUGAAAUUUUUCAAAUUCAAUGCAUCAGUUGCACGUUCACCAGCGUUUAUUAAUCUACGUGAAGUUUGUGGAAGACAUAGAUUAGAUACAGGACGAUAUGCAAUUAUUCCGUCAACAUUUCAACCAAAUGAAGAGGCUGAUUUUAUGCUGCGUAUAUUCUCAGAAAAACCACGUACAACUCAUGAACUAGAUGAAAAGAUUGGUGAAACUGAACCGACAGUUCGAAAAGAUAACAACAUUCUUAAAACGACGCUCAAUUUGGAUGAUAAUACCGUUGUAAAACCAUUAACGGAUAUACAAGUGGAAGCAUUACACAAAGCAUUUAAUAAAGUUGCUGGAGAUGAUGGUGAAAUUGAUGCAGAUGAAUUACGUGAUAUAUUGAAUUGUGCAUUUACUCGAGAUUUCGCUUUUGAUGGAUUCAGUUUGGAGUCGUGUAGAAGUAUGAUUGCUAUGAUGGAUGUCGAUCGUUCUGGUAUGUUAAGUUUUACGGAAUUUCGGAAAUUAUGGGAUCUGUUACGUGUUUGGAAGUCUGCAUUUAAACAAUUCGAUACAGAUAAAAGUGGUUCGAUGAAUUCAAUUGAAUUAAGAAAUGCAUUGAAACAUGUUGGUUUUUCAAUUAAUAAUGCAACAUUUUCUACAUUGGUUUUACGUUUUUCACGUCGUGAUGGUAGUGUACCAUUUGAUAGUUAUGUUAUUUGUUGUGCACGUUUACAUACAUUAUUUGAAGUAUUUAAAGUGACACCGAAAAAUGAUAAAUCACAAGCUUUAUUCACUGAAACUGAUUUUGUGAAUUGUGCACUUUAUAUGUAAACGAUCAAUAAAGAUAGAUUCAAUAAUAUCUUGGAAGUUCAUAUAUUAUCCUUCUUAUUAUUAUUAUUCCUUCAUAUCACUUUGUUUGUUUAUUCAAUUUCCCACCUUGAAUAUUAAUUAAACAAAGAUUAUUUCAUUGAAAAUCUUUGAAGUAAACUGAUCAUUUAUAUCGUUACAAUCCAUCUAUCCAUCUAUAUAUACAGAUAAUAUGUCUAGUUGAUAUUUAUGCUUUGAAUUUGCAUUAUUGUCUUUCUUCUUAUAUAACUAUUUAGCUUUAUCUUGACAAUUGAAUAUUCAAUUUGUUGUACUGUCUUUCUCUAUAUUAUUAUUACUAUUAUCAUUAUUGUGAUGAUGAUGAUGAUGCAUGGACACUACGAAACUAUAUUCUAUUCUAAAUUGUGAUUUCGUAUUAAGAUUGUAACUUUGAAUGUCAAUCAUUGAGAAACUUAAUAAGAAUAAUCAUAAAGUAUCC
This is a messenger RNA of Schistosoma margrebowiei, 2903 nucleotides long. NCBI's taxonomy places the organism in Eukaryota, Metazoa, Platyhelminthes, Trematoda, Strigeidida, Schistosomatidae. The record is from the annotation of a GenBank genome assembly.